Molecule: messenger RNA, 989 nt
Organism: Dermatophagoides pteronyssinus (European house dust mite)
Lineage: Eukaryota; Metazoa; Arthropoda; Arachnida; Sarcoptiformes; Pyroglyphidae
Source: RefSeq, a predicted model, not a curated record
AUCGGAUAUAUAAAUAAGACAUUCGGCUCGAUCAAAAUUCAAUCAUUCAUUGGAGUUCUUCAGUUUUGUUUGAUCCAAAAAAAUAACCACAUAAAAUAUGUAUAAAAAAGUCUGUAUAGCAGUCACUUUAAUGGCUGUUGCCGUUAACGCCUAUGGUGGCGGUGGUGGAUACAGUAUGGGAGGCGGCGGUGGCGGUUAUGGAGGCGGCCGCGGUGGCGGUGGAGGUUAUGGAGGUGGCGGUGGAGGAUAUGGAGGUGGUGGCGGUGGCGGCUAUGGUGGUGGUGGCCAAUCAGCUUCAUUGGCCGUUUACAGUAACCACAAUGUCAAUUUCCGACCAGUUUCCAGCCGUAACUACAAUAAACCAACCAAUGUCUAUGUUGAUGGCACAAGUGCUCCAGUCAAUUUCGUUUUCCGAUCCUCAUCCGGUCCAGUGUACGUUCAACAACAACAUCAAUCAAGUGGUGGUUCAUUCUCUGAAAACACAUCGCAAGAUGCCCCACAUCGAUUGGUUCAAACCGUUAAUAAACCAAUCAUCCAAGAAGUUCGAGAAAUCAUCAGUCCAAUGAGAAUUAUUCGACAAGAAAUUCAACCAGUCCAAGAAAAUGUUCAAACUUUGAUUUCUCGUGAUGAUGGAGCUGGUGGUGGUGCCGGCGGUGGUGGUGGUGGUGGUAUGGGAGGUGGUAUGGGCGGCGGCAUGGGUGGUGGUAUGGGUGGCGGCAUGGGUGGUGGUAUGGGUGGUGGUUGUGGUGGUAUGGGAUGCGGUGGUGGUGGCGGCGGUGGCAGUGUCAGCUACAGUGGUCCAUACGGUGGUGGCGGUGGUGGUGGAGGAGGAGGUUAUGGCGGUGGCCGACGUGGUGGUUACUAAGAAAAACUGCCUUAAAUUUAUUUAUUUUUCCAAAAUAACACCGGAAACCAUCCCAAACCUCAAAAUAGACUAGAUAGUGUGAAACCCGAAUACCAUUAACACCGAAAAUAUCAUCACUAAAUCA